Molecule: messenger RNA, 1590 nt
Organism: Saprolegnia parasitica CBS 223.65
Lineage: Eukaryota; Oomycota; Saprolegniomycetes; Saprolegniales; Saprolegniaceae
Exons: 1
Coding region: 1-1590 (529 amino acids)
Source: RefSeq, a predicted model, not a curated record
AUGGCAACCACCGACCCUCAUGUCGAGCUCCACCCGGAGGGCUUCUUUGUCGAGACGCCGGAAGCGAGUUUCAAGCCGUUUUCAUCGGGUGACGACGACCCGUCGACGGCGCUUGCGCCGGGCGAGCCCAUUGCGAUGAAGUCGCGGCCCGCUAUCGUCUUCUUCGUGCAAAUGUUCAUGGCCAACCUCCUCCAGAUUCUGCUGCCGCCGCUCAACACGUACAUCUAUGGCUCGUACCUCCACGGAUCGGCGGCGCACGUCGCGCAGAUCGCGUCGCUUCAAGCCGGCGCGUGGACCUUGCGCGUCUUCUUCGGCGUCCUCAUCGACAUUGUGCCCGUCUUUGGCUACCGGCGCAAGUUUUGGCUCGUCGCGGGCUGGCUCCUUACGAUUGGCGCGCUUCUGUCCAUGGCGUGCCGGUCGUUUGGCGAUCCGUACUGCGACCCAAAGGAUCACCCGGGCUGCGCGACAGCGCGCAAUCCUAACGGCUCGCUCUACAAUCUCGACGCGCCCAACUCGGUUCCGUGGUUUCGCGCGCCAAUCUUCUUCCAGACGCUCGGCGUCAUGAUCGUGCAGGCGACGCUCGACGGCGUCCUCAUCGAGUACGCGCAGCGUGACCCCAUCAGCACCCGCGGCAUCUUCCAGGGCUUUACCUACUUCUUCCAAGGCAUCGGUGCGGUCUGGGGCCGCCUCUUCCUCCAGCUCUUCCUCAACGGCCGGCGCUACGGUGGGUACUACGACUGGUCGGCGGGCCCCAACACACCGUACUUUGUCGCGAUCUUCUUUAGCCUCUGCGCAUUUGUUCCGGCCACCACGCUCUUCCGUGACACGAAGAACCACAUCAAAAGCGUGCCCGCGUGGUUUGGCCAGCUCUGGCAACUGCUGCAGAACCGCGCCGUGUACCAGCUGCUCGCGUUUCGGUUUCUGACCAACCUCUUUCAGAGCCCGACGGGACCGACGGUCGUGACGUGGGUCAAGCACCUCGACCUGGGCUGGGCGAACGUGAUCCCGCGCGUCCCGUACAUCCCCACUAUCAUCCUCACGACCAAGAAGGGGCGCGCGUGGAACUGGCAAAAGGCGCUCUUCAUCGCGACGCUGGUCGGCAUCCUCCUCACCGCGUUUCCCGUGCUCUUUGUCGUCUGGGACGUGUGCCGCAACGACUACUUUUACAUCAUCCUCUUUGCGCUUGCGAUUGUCUCGACGGGCAUGAACACACUCAUACCUGGGUGGGCGCUCGUCGAAGUGGCCGGCGUCGGCCACGAAGCCACGAUUGCUGCCAUCUUUGCCACCAUCAAGGACCUCAACGUGCCCAUCACGACCCGCUGGCGCACUUACAUGGCCGAGUCGUUUCCCGCCAAUCUGGCGUUGCUCGACGACAACCACACACAGAACCAAGUCGGGUACAACUGGCUCAUCUGCCUCGGUAUCCAAGUCGCCGGCCUCGCGUUUAUCUUUCUCAUUCCAUCCCAUCGCCAGCCGCUGCUGGCGAUGAAGCAAGCCAGCAAAGGUUCAAUUAUCGGCGGCGCACUUGUUAUCGCCGGGUACAUCGCUCUCUUUGUCGUCGACUGGCAGCAAAGCUUCAAGGACUACUAG